AUGUCCACUCCAUCUGUGCGCAAAGAGUCUUCGUCUGCGCUGUGCAACCUUGCGGACGAGUUCGACAAGCACGUGAGCGUGCUCAAUAAAUUAGAAGAUCCCAGAGAGCAUUGGAAUUCGUUCCUAGUUGAACUGCUCAGCAGCAAACUUGACCCGUUGACGCAAAAGGAGUGGGAGAAUCAGUUUCAGGAGAAUGUGCGGCCAGUGUAUGCUGACCUGGUUGCCUUCAUCCAAAAACGUUCUCGCAUUUUGCAGUCAAUUACGCUCUCCCAACCUUCGCCUUCUACGAGUAAAUCCGAACCGAAGCAUGAGUCCAAACCCUCUCGGCCGAAAACCACGUUGUACCACUCAGCCAACAGUGAUAGCACUCAAAAGUGCAGUUUGUGUAAGCAAUCGCACACACUAUCGCAGUGCGAUGAAUUUAGGAAGCUAACGCCUCAAAAACGCUUCGAGUUGGCUAAACGGCAAGGACUUUGUCUAAAUUGCCUAAAAUCAUCUCAUAUGAUGAAAAAUUGCUCAGCUGGUUCGUGUCGUACCUGCAAUAAACGUCACCACACACUUUUGCAUUUGAACUCGCAGUCUGUCAGCAAUACAGAGUCCCACGAUAAAUCUGUGGCAGCACAGGUUGGCCAAUGUCAGCAAUCCUCACAAUCGGCCACGGUCGUCGAAUCGCCGUCGUCGGUGCCGUGCAUUGUCGAUCAAUGUCACGGGGUCCCUCGGGUUACGGGACAGGCCUCGUCGCCGUCGGAUAGGCCAACCAAUCGUUCGUUAUCGUCCGUUUCGUCGCCGGUUCCCCCGGUUAUACCGUCAAGCUUAGCUCAAAGCUCCUCGCAAGUGACGAACUGCCAAACCGUCACACCCAAUCACUCUUUCGUAUCGAAAGCAUGUAUCUCGUCAGUAUUCAUGCUUACUGCCUACGUGAAAGUCCAACACGUGGAUGGCACUCAUAUUCUCGCUCGCGCCUUGCUGGAUUGUGCAUCCGAAGCCAAUUUCGUAACUCAAUCUCUCGCUCAACGGCUUUGUUUGAAACGCACACCAGCCAAUAUCGAUGUGUACGGUAUCAGUCAAACAGUAAAACAAGUGAAGCACAAAACGAUCAUUACUGUAUCGUCGCGCUACGGUUCGUACACAAGUAGCAUGGAAUUUCUAAUUUUGCCCACAUUGACUAGAGUCCUACCCACUGCAACUGUCGACAUUUCGAAAACAACCUGCGCCCCCUCCGUCGUCUGCAACGUGUCAUCGAUCGACAACCUGGAGUCGAUGGUUCACAAGUUUUGGGAGGUGGAGAGUUUUGAGAAGGGAAAGGCGCUCUCGUUGGAGGAGCUAUACUGCGAGAAUCAUUUCCGAAAGACACACUAUAGAGCUUCUGACGGUCGGUACGUGGUUCGUUUGCCGAUGCGUGGGGAGAUGCUUGACUCGUUGGGAGAGUCGUUCAGAAUCGCCGAGCGGCGGUUUUCGGCAAUCGAGAGGAAGCUGUCGUCUGACCCACAACUACACGCAGAGUACUCUAAGUUCAUGGAUGAGUACCUAUCGUUGGGGCACAUGGAGGAAAUCAAGCCUGAUUUAUCUCCGUCCACCCCGCACUUCUAUCUUCCUCACCACGCAAUUCAGCGGCCCGACAGCACCACCACGAAGACACGCGUGGUAUUCGACGCUUCGUGUCGCGGCAGCAACAACAUUUCGCUGAACGAUCUCUGCUAUGUUGGUCCCACCGUUCAACCGCCCCUCAUCGCUACACUCGUCAACUUUCGCAUUCCUCGUUUUGCGGUGAGUGCGGAUGCUGAGAAAAUGUACCGGCAAGUGUGGGUUCACCCGGAUGACUCUUUGCUGCAACUGAUCCUGUUUCGGGAGAAUCCAGCCGAGGAAUUGAAGACCUAUCGGCUGAAAACGGUGACGUAUGGGACUGCCCCUGCACCGUAUCUCGCUACACGCGUUCUGAAUCAGCUCGCCGAGGACGAAGCCGACAAGUACCCUCUCGCUGCUCCAAAGGUUGGAAAAUGUUUCUACGUUGAUGAUUAUUUCUCGGGGGACGACAACGAACAACGCUUGGUGGAAACGAACCAUCAGCUAAUCGAGCUGCUACGUUCAGGUGGAUAA
Molecule: messenger RNA, 2097 nt
Organism: Aedes albopictus (Asian tiger mosquito)
Lineage: Eukaryota; Metazoa; Arthropoda; Insecta; Diptera; Culicidae
Exons: 2
Coding region: 1-2097 (698 amino acids)
Source: RefSeq, a predicted model, not a curated record